UUCCUUCUCUCUCUCUCUCUCUCUGAAUCCCUAGAGAGAGAAAUUUGUGUUUUGCAGAGAGAUUUAUAUUCACCAACACAACGAUUUGCAGACCCCAUUUCUCCCCAUUUAUCAUCAUCAUAUAUUCAUAAAAUCAACCAAAAUCCAACAAUUAGCACAACAAUGGCGAAGAAGAAAGCUACCAUGACUCUCAAAGACUUCCAUGGCGGUUCAAUUCCUUCUGAUCUUCCUCUUCCUUCUGCUCCUGGCGUAACCGUGAGGCCUUUGAAUCAUGCCGGAUUGGACCGUCAUACUUCUUGGAUGAAUCCGAUGGGAAGGCAAGAUCACAGGCUUCGACCAGGUUCAGCAGGCGCUGUAAGAACUUAUGAUGAUAAGACUCCUUUUCUCACUCACAAUGUGCAAAUUGGUCGUAAUUUUGAUGAAGAUGAGCGAAAACCAUUGGACGGGGGUUCUGCUCCACGUCGAACCGUAAGUGAUGAGAACAUUCGUGGUGGCGUGCCCGUUCGCCAGGAGCCAAAAUCUGAUUAUCCGUUAGCGGUCAAUGUGCCCAGCCGACCUGCCACCACUCCUCUUUCUCAGUUUCCCGGUGGUGGUGGUGGUAGUACGGGUUCUUAUGCCGCCAGGUUUAGUGAAACCGCUAACGUUGGAGUGAACUCUCAGAAUGUUAGUAGUGGUAGGAGAACUUUGGGGUCGAGUAACUCGAACGUCAUUGAGGUUGUUAAUGGGCCAUCCCCAAAUGCAUGGGGACCUAGGAAAGCGGUGGUUGGACCUUCUGAGCCCGUUGUUGCUUCUUGGUCUGCACCAGAUGCUGCAACCAAGUUAGCCCACGCGAGUGCACUCGAGAAGGUUUCUUCUGGUCGGUGGCACUCGAACCAACAUAAGCAGAUAGAUGUGGAGGUCAUUAGACAUCCUGAACCCGAACCUAAAGUGCAAACAAAAGGAAAUUCAUACACCACGUUUUCCUACGGUUCAACGGAAAGGGAAUUCCAUGAUGCUUCUUUGGCCAGGCAUGCGGGCAGGAGUUUGACCAUAAACGACGGGUCAACGGUGGCUGCACGUGAGCCAUCGUCUUAUGAACGGAGUAGAACUUUUGUGCAUCCCGAUAUGAAAGAUAAGGGUCCUCCGAAUGGAAUUCAAGUACAAGUUCAGUCCCCUCAUAGUGGCGGAACAUUUGGUGGGUCGGAGUUGCAUCCUUCUUCUCCUUCGGAGUUAUCUGAGCGACCCAAAUUAAAGUUACUUCCGAGAUCUAAACCAGUUGACAAUUUGGAACCUGUUGUAGCUUGUAAGCAGACUAUCCCACCAUCAAGCGAACCAGGCCUCGUGGAUAUUGGAAACGACACUUAUGGAAAUGUGAAUUCCACAAUACAUAGUUUAGCUGGACCAGAGGAUGGCCAUCAAGCAUUUGAGCGACCUAGAGUGAAUUUAAAGCCACGGUCACAGCCCCCUGAACAAAUGGAAAGAAACGUUGAACGAGAAAGGAGCACUUUGUUUGGUGGUGCCCGCCCUCGAGAAUUGGUUCUGAAGGAGCGGGGAGUCGAUGAUGUUGCUGUAAAUCAUGACAUGGUCCAGUCUCCUAAUAGGAUGAAAAAGGAAGUCACUAAUCCAGCUGUGCACCCAACCAUUACUCCACGUCAAAACGGGAAACCCGAACCCCUCGAUCAUCAUAGAGCCGGAAAGACCAUCGAUAGGCGAGACCCAGAAAAAUCAGAAGCUCAGAGAAGAAGCAACUGGAGAAAUGAGAGUCGUAAGAGCAGCAGGGACCUCGAGAAACAGCCGCCGCCGCCACCACUACCACAGGAGCGGCCGCCUUCACCGGAAACCUGGCGCAAACCCGUGGAACCCGCACCACCUGUCGGACCACGUUAUGGAAAAGCAGCUUCCGCGGUCGAGCUAGCCCAAGCCUUCUCGAAAUCGGUCUCGGAACCGAAGGUAGCCGCUACCGACCGUUUCUCUGGUCCAAGAGGGGUCUCUGGGCAGGGCCAAAUUCCGUUUUCUCGCUUAACCAGUCAGCCUACGACUAGGCCACAGAUCAACGGACACUGAUGGUUUGGUCAAACCAACGAACGAAAGAACGAACCCAUUCUCGAUGAAGCUCAGGACUUGACGGCAGGUUCGAGUAAGUUUCCGAAAGUACCCCUUGGACUGGUUUCAUCAUAUAACAUGAUGUGGGGUGUUCUGAUGUUGCAUCUGGUUUAGAAAAACCUCUCCAUGAAAAACUAGAAAAAGGGAAGUGGGAGAAAACAAUAAGAUCUUGUUUCUCCAAUGGUCUUUUAGUGAAGGGUAAAAUAGUCUUUUUGAUGCACCCAAUCAUUUGUUUUCUUAAGAUGUUUUGCUUCUUUUAGAUGAUCUUAAAAAUUCUCUCUUUCUUAUCA
This is a messenger RNA of Cynara cardunculus var. scolymus (artichoke), 2372 nucleotides long. RefSeq lists its product as uncharacterized. The transcript is spliced from 6 exons. The record is from RefSeq and is a predicted model, not a curated record. Gene Ontology annotation, molecular function: translation initiation factor activity; mRNA binding. The coding region runs from base 163 to 2043 and encodes 626 amino acids. Lineage: Eukaryota; Viridiplantae; Streptophyta; Magnoliopsida; Asterales; Asteraceae.